AUGUUCCGUUCCUCCAUCCUCCGGGUCACCCACUCCCGCGCAGCCGCGACCGGCCGACCGGCCCGCUACUUCUCAACCACGAGGCGACAAGCCUGUGCUAACAUGCCAUCCUCGCCCUCAGACCGCUUCAUGUCGGCCCUGCACCAGAACAAGGACUGGGCCGCCAAGAUCUCCAAGGAGGAUCCCCAGCUCUUCCCGACGCUGGCCGUGGGCCAGCAGCCCGAAAUUUUGUGGAUCGGGUGCUCCGACUCACGGUGCCCUGAGACCACCCUGUUGGACCUCAAGCCCGGCGACGUCUUCGUUCACCGCAACAUCGCCAACGUGCUGCACGCGAGCGACCUCAGCUCGUCGGCUGUGAUCGAGUACGCCGUCAAGUACCUGCGCGUCAAGCACGUGGUUGUGUGCGGCCACACCAGCUGCGGUGGCGUUGCGGCCGCGCUGGGCAACAAGCAGCUCGGCAUUCUGGACCCGUGGCUCAUGCCGCUUCGCCAGCUCCGCGAGCAGCACCUCGAACUGCUCAACUCGCUCCCCACCGACGAGGCCAACCUGAAGCUGGUCGAGCUGAAUGUCCACGAGGGCGUCAAGACGCUCAAGCAGAAGAGCGUCGUGCUGGACGCCAUGCAGGAGCGUGGCCUUCGCGUCCACGGCCUGAUUUAUGACGUCGGCAGCGGUGUGCUGCGCGAAUUGGACACCGACGAGCCUGAGGCGGCCAUUAAGGCGCGUCUGACUUCCUUCAAGACGGACGUAUAA
Messenger RNA from Aspergillus saccharolyticus JOP 1030-1, 750 nucleotides. RefSeq names its product carbonic anhydrase. The coding region runs from base 1 to 750 and encodes 249 amino acids. Gene Ontology annotation, cellular component: cytoplasm. The record is from RefSeq and is a predicted model, not a curated record. NCBI's taxonomy places the organism in Eukaryota, Fungi, Ascomycota, Eurotiomycetes, Eurotiales, Aspergillaceae. The transcript has a single exon. Gene Ontology annotation, biological process: cellular response to carbon dioxide; cellular response to oxidative stress; carbon utilization. Gene Ontology annotation, molecular function: carbonate dehydratase activity; zinc ion binding.